GCUGACAACACAUUUCAAGUAUAUAAAAACCUUACUGUCAACUUAAAAUCGUCAUUCCCACAACAUGAAGGCCGUCUGCCUCAUUGUCUUCCUCACCCUGGCCCGCUACUCAGCGGGUCACAUCUUCAGGCGACAGUACUACCCCCAGGACAGCCUUAUUGUCCAACCUCUGGAUUACAUCAACCAGGCUCAAGAGCUGUACCCAGGACAGCAGAGCCAAGAGGACUCCCGCCAGAACUCGAACGAGCGCAAUGUUAAAUACCAGCAAAGCGGCAGACAGAACCAGAAAAACCGCCAACAGCAGCAACCUGAGUACGGUCAACAACAGGAGUACCGCCAACAAAGCGAGCAAUCGCGUCAGCAGCCCGAGUACCGUCAACAGAAUGAGCAGUACCAACAGCCUCAGUACCGUCAACAGAACGAGCAGUACCAGCAACCUCAGUACCGUCAACAGGGCGAGCAGUCCCGCCAAAACAAACAGAAGCAUCAUCAGACCCGCCAAACCAAACAACAGGUCCAACAAACCCAUGAUUCCACCUCCGCCGAGAGCUCGCAAGAAACUAGAAAGAUAUACAGCGAAUACGCCAUGCCCGUCUAUGCUGAUGCCGGCGAGUUGAAUACCCGCCUGUACUUCGGUCAGCCAGAGAUGAGGCCCGCCUAUGGCGAUGCCGUCGCCUGGAGAGGCGUCGAGAUCGCUGCCAAUGCCAAUACUCCCGUAGAUAGGCAAGACAUUCAGAAGAUCUUCAAUGAAGCCUAUAAAACCAUGAAGCACGUCAGCCAGGAAGACAAGAAGAUCUUCCACCAAGCCUAUGAACAGGCGGCCAAGACUGACAACGAAGACGCCCACCUUAAUGCCACCCAGCUCCUCAACAAGUACCAGUACGCCGUCGACACGCACACCAUCAAGACUGAUGAUGGCUACUUCCUCACUCUGUUCCGCAUCCAACCGAAAGAACAAACCCUCGUGCAGAGACCAGUCGUGUUCUUGAUGCACGGUCUGCUCGGAAGCGCCGACGACUGGCUGCUGAUGGGCCCCGGCAAGUCUCUGGCCUACCUGUUGGCGGACGCUGGCUACGAAGUCUGGCUGGGCAACGCUCGCGGCAGCAAGUACUCCCGCCGCCACGUCAGCAAGCACCCCGCCCAAGCCGACUUCUGGCAGUACAGCACAGACGAGAUCGCUCUCCACGACUUGCCCGUUAUGAUCGACUACGUUCUCAAGACCUCCAGCCAGGAGAAACUGUACUACGUCGGCUACUCUCAGGGUACCACUGCCUUCUUCGCUCUGGCCGCCGCCCGCCCCGAGUACAACAACAAGAUCAUCAUGAUGUACGCCCUCUCCCCAAUGGCGUACAUGUCCAAUGUGCGCAGCCCGCUGCUCCGCAUGAUCGCGCCGACCAGCGCCUUCUACGAGCGCCUGCACGAGCAGCUCGGACACGGCGAGUUCAAGCCCAGCAAGGAGCUCGUGAACACCUUCGGCGGCGCCAUGUGCGAGACUGAGAUCGGCUGCAGAAACGUCUGCUCCAACAUCAACUUCGUCAUGUCCGGCGUCGGCGUAGAGAACCUGGACGUGGAGCUAAUCCCGGUGAUCAUGCAGCACCUGCCCGCCGGCGCCUCCACCCGCCAGAUCAAGCAGUACGCGCAGGCCGUCGCUCACAACGAGUUCACCAAGUACGACUACGGCGCGGAGAUCAACCAGAGAGUGUAUGGAAGCGCGCAGCCCCCGAAAUACAACAUGCAGAAGGUCCAGACUCCAGUUGCUUUGUACUACAGCGAGGAAGACUGGCUGGCGCACCCCAGCGACGUGGAGAGGCUGGCCAAGGAGCUGCCCAACGUGAAGGACUUGUACAAGGUGCAGCACUACAGCAACAUGGACUUCCAGUUCUCAAAGAACGCCCCUGAGAUGGUCUACAACAGGCUCAUCCAGUCCAUCCAGAAGCAAUCCAACCAGCAGCAGAACUACGGUUAUUAGGAUAAUUAACUUAUGUAAUUGUAUAUUUUUGUAGGUUUAUCAUUUCAUUCAUUUAUAAGAUGUAUUGUUUUUUUACCUCAUAGGAGUUUAAAUAAAUUCGUCCAUCAGUAUUA
Pectinophora gossypiella (pink bollworm) is the source of this 2082-nucleotide messenger RNA. Its product is annotated as lipase 3-like. NCBI's taxonomy places the organism in Eukaryota, Metazoa, Arthropoda, Insecta, Lepidoptera, Gelechiidae. The transcript has a single exon. The record is from RefSeq and is a predicted model, not a curated record. Bases 65 to 1969 code for a protein of 634 amino acids.